Molecule: messenger RNA, 3166 nt
Organism: Acanthopagrus latus (yellowfin seabream)
Lineage: Eukaryota; Metazoa; Chordata; Actinopteri; Spariformes; Sparidae
Gene: lmnb1
Product: lamin B1
Exons: 11
Coding region: 399-2159 (586 amino acids)
Source: RefSeq, a predicted model, not a curated record
ACGCCGGGACGCCAAGAUUCAAAAAUUGAACCAAGCCGCUGAAAACCAAAUUGUAGAUAGCGUGAUGGAAAUCGACUCCGCCUGCUCGGAAGUUAUUCGGCAUACGUUGGUUUGACUCAGAAGUGUAACCAAAAGUGGAAUUUGAAAGAACCCACAACGUCGACCUACGCCAUUGGCUGUUGGUAGACAACGUUCAGUUUUUCAAUGAGCCGCCAUAUUAGGAAGCCAAACCCCUCUUUCAUUCGGCAAGGGAACGACAGGAUAUAGUUCCAGCAUAGUUUAAGGAGGUGGUGGUACUUGCUGAGCACUUCACUUUCUGUUAUUGGAUCUGUGCAAGCAGUAUCUGGGUUUGGUGUGUUUACUUUCUUUCACAAGGGUUAUUUAGCUUCUCUCCCACAAUGGCGACCGCGACUGCAACUCCGACCGGCCAAAGAAGCACGUGCGGCGGCGGCACACCGUUGAGCCCAACCAGGAUAUCCAGGCUGCAGGAGAAACAACAGCUCAGGGACCUCAACGACCGCCUAGCCGUUUACAUCGACAAAGUCCGCAGUUUAGAGUCUGAAAACGACAUACUACAUCUGCAAAUUGAUGAGAAAGAAGAAGUGAGGAGCCGGGAGGUAACCGGGCUGAAAGCCCUGUAUGAGACUGAGCUAGCCGAUGCCAGAAGGUGUUUGGAUGAUUCCUCAAAGGAGCGGGCCUGGCUGCAGAUUGAGCUGGGAAAGAUCAAAUUUGACCAUGAGCAGCUUCAACACAACUACAAUAAGAAGGAUUCUGAAGCAGCCGGAGCCCAGGCAAGGCUUAAGGACUUGGAGGCUCAGCUGAACUCUAAGGAGGCCAUGCUGGCUACAGCACUGUCUGAGAAGAGAAGCCUUGAGGCCACACUGGCAGACCUGCAAGUACAACUGCAGGAGCUGGAAACAGGUCUUGCCCAGGCAAAGAAACACCUUGCUGAUGAGAUGCUCCUUCGUAUAGACUUGGAAAACCGCUGCCAGAGUCUGACUGAGGAAAUGGACUUCCGCAAGAGCAUGCACCAAGAGGAAGUGAAGGAGGCUCGAGAGCGGUAUGAGUCCCGACUGGUGGAGGUGGACUCUGGAAGGAAGCAGGAAUACGAGUAUAAACUGACAGAGGCCCUGGCUGACAUGAGGGCUCAGAAUGAGGAGCAGAUCAAGAUGUACAAGGACAACAUGGAGAGCACCUACCUGACCAAACUUGAGGACCUGCGUCGGUUGUCUGAGAUGAACGGAGCAUCUGCCAACAUGGCUCGAGAGGAGCUUAAGGAGUCCACCCUGAGGAUCGAAAGCCUUACUGGCCAACUGGCAGGACUGCAGAAGGAGACUCGUGGUUGGCGUGAUCGUAUAAUGGAGCUGGAGGCAGCCUUGGUUCAAGAGAAAGACAUGUGCCGCAAACUGCUGACAGAUAAAGACCGCGAGUUGGCUGAGAUCCAGGCUAAGAUGCAGCAACAGCUGAAUGAGUACGAACAGUUACUGGAUGUUAAACUGGCUCUGGACAUGGAGAUCAACGCCUACCGCAAACUCCUGGAGGGAGAAGAAGAAAGACUGAAGUUGUCUCCCAGUCCUUCAUCUCGUGUCACAGUAUCUCGAGCCUCAUCCAGCAGCCGCAGUGUGCAGACCACUCAGGGAAAGAGGAAGCGUGUUGAUGUGGAGGAACAGGAAGCCAGCAGCUCAGUGUCCAUCGCUCACUCUGCCUCGGCCACAGGACCCAUCAGCAUUGACGAGAUCGACACCGAUGGCAAGUUCAUCUGUCUCCACAACAGUGGAGAUGAGGACCAGGCCAUGGUGGGUUAUGAGAUAAUUAAGACGAUUGGAAAUUCUACAGCCACCUACAAGUUCACACCCAAAUAUGUCCUGAAGGUUGGCCAGAAAGUCACGAUUUGGGCGUCUGAUGCUGGUGUGAGCUCCAAACCUCCAACUGACCUGGUGUGGAAGAACCAGUCCUCCUGGGCUUCAGGGGAGGAUGUGCAUGUGGUGCUGAUCAACCCUCAGGCACAGGAGGUGGCAAAGAGAACCACCACAUACAAGACAGCAGUAGAAGAAGAGGCUGAGGAAGAUGAUGAUAGUGGAGUGGAGGCCACUGAGGAAGAUCUGUACCACCAGCAGGGAGACCCUCGCACUGGCAAGAGGGGCUGCUCCAUAAUGUGAAUCCAAGGAAGCCACCACCACCACCACCACCACCACCUCUGAGCCCAGCAAGUCAGCUGCCAACUAUAACUGCAGAACUAUUUUUCUAUCUUUUGUAGUGUAUUUUGAUAAAAUGUAUGAAUUUAUUUUAUCUUUUUAUUUCUCAGAAGAGUGCAUAACUGCUUGUUGUAGAUGUAUAUUCAUCAUCAAAACCAAAACAAUGUCAUUGUUCAACAAAAUUUUGUAAUUGUACAAUACAAUUUGCAAAAAGUAGCUCAACCCAAGGCCAGACUUUACGAAAACAAUGUGUUCUGCUGUGUCAUUUUUAAAAUAGAAUUCAAUUGUGUUUUUUUAUUUAAUUUCUAAUUUUAUUAUUAUUAUUAUUAUUAUUAUUAUUAUUAUUAUUAUUAUUGAUUAAUUUUAGUCUUAUAGUUACAAGGAAAGCCCCAAAAUGUUACUGAUUAGUGCAAGUCACUGCAUUUUCUUUACAAUAUGCUAAAAAUCUACUGUAUUAUAUUUUAAAAAGAAAAUCUACAAAAUAUUGAAAGGUCAAGUACACUAAAACAGUAACAGGAGUGCCACAGUAACAGGUCUGGACAAUGUCUCAGUUCACUGGCAUUCUUCUAUUUUUUUUUUUUAAUUAACCAUGAUUGCAUGAUUGUAUUCAUAAGGUGGGAAGUUGAGUUACCUUAAAGCCCCUGAUGGUUUUGAAACUGUGGCUUUGGCGACUCCUUGUCUUAGAAUGAAGAAACAUCUGAGCUGAGGACAGUAGAAGAAAAUGAACUGAAGACUGCAUCAGUUUUCACGGGGCCGUGUCAUUUGACAAACUUGGGAUUGUAACGUUUCUCCACACGGGGCUGUAAUCUGAUUACAUUUUUCUUUGCAUACUUUAAGGAAGUAUUGCACCACUAAUUAAGAAGUGUUGAUUGUAUUCUUAACUUUUGAUAGUGAUAACUUGUGUGUUGGUGUGUUAAAAUGCAUGCGAUGGCUGUAAUCUUCAUAGUUGAAUGAUUAAAUGUUUUCAUUUA